Molecule: messenger RNA, 1825 nt
Organism: Papilio polytes (common Mormon)
Lineage: Eukaryota; Metazoa; Arthropoda; Insecta; Lepidoptera; Papilionidae
Gene: Ugt2
Product: UDP-glucuronosyltransferase 2C1-like
Exons: 4
Coding region: 253-1815 (520 amino acids)
Molecular function (GO): UDP-glycosyltransferase activity
Source: RefSeq, a predicted model, not a curated record
UCAAAUUCACACCCAUUACUCAUUUCCCGGUCGGGUGAUAAUGGAUCACCAAAAAGAUUUUGGUAGACUUCAAUAAAUAGGUACAAAGAUUAACAAUAGUAAUGGUUUUGGCCUUGCUAUAACAUUGUGUGUACAUAAGUUUAUAGGUUAUUUAUUCAGCUGGGGUACACGUAUUCUACAUUAUGUUACUUAACGGUGUGCAAUACACCUUAGAUAUUACUGCAGUGCAGACUAACGUAAUAUUUUACCAAAAUGUGGCUAAAAUCAGUGUACGUGGUGUUCUUACUUUUCUAUCAUGUACAAUCUGCAAGUAUUCUAGCAUUGUUUUCUUCCUUAUCAUUUACUGAUCAUUUUGUGUACCGAGGAUACAUUUCAUUACUUGCACAGAAAGGACAUUCUGUGGUAGUAAUGACUCCGUACCCAGGCCACUUCCAGUACCCAGAAGUCGAGAAGAUAGUUGAAUUAAACGUUGGACCGGAAUCAGCGCCAUUGUGGGAAGAAUUUAAAAUGUUAAUGACUAACACCGAUGAUUAUUAUCCACGUUUGAAAGCUUUAAAUGAGCUAUCGAUAAAGGUAGCGAUAGCACAACUCAUGUCUAAACAGAUGACCUCUCUAUUUAUGAAUCCCAAUGUGAAGUUCGAUUUGGUAAUCACAGAAGCGGAUAUGCCAAUAUUGUACGCUGUAGCAGACAAAUAUAAUGCACCGCAUAUAUCAAUCACAUCCAGCAGUGGAAAACUUCAUCAAUACGAAGCUAAAGGCAACCCGAUACAUCCGAUAUUGUAUCCUGAUGUUAACACGAUUCAUCAUAGAAACAUCACUAGCUGGCAAAAACUGGUCGAAGUGAAUCGUCAAUAUCAUUCGAAAUAUGAAUAUUAUAAUUACUUCCUACCGUUAUGUGAAGUUGCUGCUAAGAAAAUUCUUGGAUUGGAAAGGAGUCUUCUAGGAGUGGAACACGACAUUGAUCUCCUGUUCGUAGCUGCGAAUCCUGUAUUGAUAGGAAACAGACCAACUGCGCCAGCAACUAUUUAUACAGAUCUAUUACAUAUUAGACCAGGAUUACCAUUACCACUGGAUCUAAAAGCAGUUCUGGAUUCUGCCAAAAAUGGAUUUAUAUACUUCAGUUUAGGAACAUUGCACGAAUCAGAACAAUUAGAGCGUAAAAUCCUAGAAGUUCUAGCGGAUACCUUUAGAGAGCUCCCGUAUUUGGUGCUGUGGAAACUGGGGAAUUCGACUAUCAUAAACAAACCUGAUAAUGUGAUUGCACAAAUGUGGUUCCCUCAACAAGAAGUAUUGGCGCAUCCAAAUAUAAAAGCUUUUAUAACACACGGUGGACUACGUUCUUUAGAAGAGGCGGUAUUUUACGAAGUUCCUAUUGUUGGUUUUCCGAUAGUCAAAUCUUCAAAAGUAUUUAUAAAUGAAGUAACUCGACAUGGCACUGGGGAAAUAGUAGAUCCAUAUUAUUUAGAAAAGGAAGCACUCAAGGCAACGAUUACGGCCGUUGCUCAGAAUGAUAAGUACAAAGAAGCUUUGGCAGAUUUGAAGAGCGCGGCAUUUGAUUCAUUUUUAUCAGGCCCGGAAGCUGCUGUUAUGUGGACAGAAUACGUGUUACGCAAUGGAGGCGCUCGGUUACUACGAGCUCCCGCGGCAGAGAUAUCCUUCUUCAAAUAUUAUAUGCUAGAUAUAAUUAGUCUUUUCCUAACUAUUAUUUGUAUAGGAAUAUGGUUAGCGUACAAAAGUCUUUGUUUUAUUAUGAGACGUCUGCGCUUGCGAAUUCUUCGAAAACCUAUUGUGGAAGGAAAAUAUAAAGCGCUAUAAUUUGAUUAUU